AUGGAGCCGCCCCAGCGGAUGGGACAGCAAGAUCCACGACUCCACGGGUAUCAGUCGUACUAUUCUGGGCCCCCGCACUCAAUGAUGAUGAUGCCGCAGCACCAAGUGCCGCCGCCUGUGAUGCGCCAAGGUUUCCCAAAUCUGCCGCAUAUGCCCCCGAUGCCGCACGGCCAACCGAUGCAGUCAUACAACCCCGGCAGGCCACGCGCACAGCAGUACAACGUCGCCAACAGCAUGGGCCCAAUGCAGCCCGUAACGGCGCCUUCGUAUAAAAAGCCUAGGCCCACAGUCAUUGUGGUAUUGGGUUACCGCCGAGUGGGCAAAACAAGUGUGGCAAAACGCCUAGCAGAAGUGCGCAACUUUAAAUAUAUAUCACUGAAACCCAAGGGUAAUGAAUCCAGCGCUACGCCCAAAGCUUAUGUUUCCCCCUUGGUAGAAUUGCUUGAGCGUAAAAACAGAUUUGACGGUAUUGUCAUUGAUGACAUUGUGGUGCACAAUAAGUUUGAGCCGUAUUAUGUGCAAUCGGUUCUCCAACAGCAUGGUUUGAAGCUUGAUAUGGCCGUGGUUCUUGACAACGAUUUGGAGAUUACAAAAGAGAGGGAUGUCGACUACAGUGAUCCCAUUCAAAGGAAUCUUCACCCCGAGAGCUACGAGUUUUGUGCGAGUUAUCUCCAAGGAGAACCUAUUCAUGUUGUGGAAUGCCGGGAAAAGAGUCUUGAGGAAACGGUGGCCGAUGCGCAGCGACAGGAAGCUGAGGCAAGGCAAACUAAGGAGACGUCAUUAUCGCUGAAGGAUGUGGAGCUUAUGGCCAAGUGCCCUCUUGAGCGCAACCCAACUUUGGUGACGGAGAUUAUUGAAGCACAGAUCAGGCGCUUGAAUCUGCAUGAGUCCGCCCAAUUCCCCUACUCGGAGCCUAACUAUCUAUUAGAGUAUGCGGUUUUUGCGCGUCGUGCUUAUGCAUUCCGAAGUUACAUGGUUACACCUUGGAUGCAAGGCACUAAAGUAGCUCUAAUUGGAUACCAGAAUGCAGUCUACAUCUACCUUCCUGGGUACAACGUUGUAUUUGGCUUCAAUGAGGCCCCAGCGGCGUUGCUGCGGUUGACAAAGGAGAUGAAGGGUGAGGAUGGUUUGAGCUUUAUCUUUGAGGCCACUUUUGCCAAAGAUAAGUUUUACAUAUCAGAGCUGCUCAUACUGGGUGAAAAUACGGCUUCCAAAAUGCUCGCACAUGAACGCGUGGAUAUGCUGAAGGAGAAACUGGGAGAUCUUAACGAUGAGAAGGUGGAACUACUUCCCUGGUAUCCUGUUCAAUCAAUGGAAAAAUGUGUUUCGAGCAAUCCGCAGGCCAGUGGUGUCCUCUUCGUUAAUCCCGACGGCGUCAUGUUUGGCGAAUUUGACAGCCAGAACUUUCUGUAUCCACUGCCAAAGAAAAAGACGGUGGAGCUUCGUAUCUGGAACGGUGCCUUUAACGGCGGGAUAUGGUCAUUUGAUGCGUACUGUGAGGAUUCCGGCAAUGAGCAACGUAUUGAGGGUGUGCCCGUUCAUAUUUCCGACGCCGACGUAACAGUGCACUGCAUUAAUGACGGCAACAUACUGGAGUGCCUUCGCGAGGACUACACCACCGGCCCCAAGACGCGCAAGGGGGCCAGGCACUACGUCUUCCAGAGCCGGUGCCAGUGGCUGCUUAAACCAACGACGGUGCACAAGCAAGAUGUCUAUGUAAGCGAUCCCAUGUGGCCGUUGGAGCGCGUGGUGCAAGCAUGUGCCACGAUAAAGCAUGUCCCCGCACUUCGGCCAGAAGAGCGGGCGAGGGAAACUGCAACAGCAGACGGGUAG
Molecule: messenger RNA, 1833 nt
Organism: Trypanosoma grayi
Lineage: Eukaryota; Euglenozoa; Kinetoplastea; Trypanosomatida; Trypanosomatidae
Exons: 1
Coding region: 1-1833 (610 amino acids)
Source: RefSeq, a predicted model, not a curated record